Molecule: messenger RNA, 525 nt
Organism: Hibiscus syriacus
Lineage: Eukaryota; Viridiplantae; Streptophyta; Magnoliopsida; Malvales; Malvaceae
Exons: 1
Coding region: 1-525 (174 amino acids)
Source: RefSeq, a predicted model, not a curated record
AUGGCAGAGCUGGAUCCGAGUGUGCAUUUCGACCGCUUCCAUUUCAGUGCUGGAGCUCCUUCAAAUAGCUUUAGAAGUAAAAGGGGUCUUCGGCAGGGAUGCCCACUGUCUCCUCUCUUGUUUAACUUGAUGGGUGAAGCGUUGAAUGGGGUGCUACAGAAAGCGGUGACCCUCAGUUUAUUGCAAGGAAUUAAAGUCGGGCAAUCGAGCUUGAGAGUUUCUCAUUUACAAUUUGCGGACAACCUUGAAAUAUUUUUGGAAGCGAACAUUGCAAUGGUAGGAAACAUAAAAAGGGUCCUUAGGGUGUUUGAGUUAGCAUUUGGGCUCUCCCUUAAUAUGUCGAAAUCGAAAAUGUAUGGAAUAGGGGUGGAUGAGUCUCAAUGUUCGAAGUGGGUUGCGUUUCUAAAAUGUGGUGCAGAUUCAUUUCUCACAAAAUACUUGGGCCUUCCUCUGGAGUUUCAUCGAAAUACUGCUAAGUUGUGGAACCCGAUCCUGGAAAAAUUCCAGUCCAAACUCGAUGGUUGA